AUGAACUCGGAACCUCAGCUUAAGCGCAGAAGAACAGAGGAGCCUGUUGGCGACCAGGUGGUCAUGCAUCGAUCUAUGCUUUCGCGUCACUCAAUCGUCUGGAAGGACAUGUUCAAAGUCCCUCAGCCUUAUGAACAGAAUCUGGUUGCAGGAUGUCCCGUCAUCCAGCUCUCAGACGACGAGAAGGACCUCGAACACGUCUUAGGUAUUUUCUAUGACAACUUGAAGGGUUUCGACGCCGAAAAUCCAAUUUCGUUCCCAAUAGUGGCUGCGAUGAUUCGUCUGGGGCACAAAUACCAACUUGAUUACCUUCGGGAUAUGGCAGUAAAUAUUCUCAAAUCCGAGUACCCUUCCACGUUGGAGCUUUGGGACGAGGGUUUCGACCGCAUAUCACGGACAUGUGAUGAUUCCUACGCCGACAUUGUCAGUCUAGCAAGUGAAUUCUCUCUCAAUACGAUCCGACCAUGCGUCUAUCUCAUGUAUGUCACCAAGACCAGUCUAAGCGCUGUCAUGUCCGACCCCUUGCUGAGUCGAGAAGAAGUGGCAUGCUGCGUCCUUGGGCGCGAUAAACUCGUUGCUUGGAUUAAUUCGACGUACAAGUCCAAGCAUUUCACUAUGGCGGGACGGCGUCAGGACUGUCAGAAUCAUGAGAAAUGCUCACCCAGCAGGCGAAUGAUAUUUGAAACAUUUAAUCUGUGGGAAGUCGAAGACGGCAACAUCACCGUUUUUCCUACUUGGAAUCGCCCUAAAUCUCAUACCACUUGUAAAGCGUGCUAUCGGGAUCUGCAGACGUGCUAUGACGAAGUUCGAAUGUCAGCUUGGAAGAUGUUGCCUUCUUUCUUUGGGCUACCAGACUGGGAGGACUUGAAGGACUUCGACAUGUAG
Cyclocybe aegerita is the source of this 885-nucleotide messenger RNA. The record is from the annotation of a GenBank genome assembly. Lineage: Eukaryota; Fungi; Basidiomycota; Agaricomycetes; Agaricales; Hemipholiotaceae.